AUGCUGGAGUCCUACGUGACGCCCAUCCUCAUGAGCUACGUGCACCGCUACAUCAAGAACCUGCAGCCGUCCGACCUGCAGCUCUCGCUGUGGGGCGGCGACGUGGUGCUCAGCAAGCUCGAGCUCCGGCUGGACGUGCUGGAGCAGGAAUUGAAAUUGCCAUUCACAUUUUUAAGUGGACAUAUUCAUGAAUUGAGAAUACAUGUACCAUGGACAAAACUGGGUUCAGAACCGGUGGUAAUUACCAUCAAUACGAUGGAAAUCAUUUUGAAACUUAAAGAUGGAAUACAGGACGAUCAUGACAGCUGUGGCUCUAAUUCUAUUGUUCGUAGUACCUCUGAGAACACAAAAUCAUCAGUGAAACCCAGAAGAAUUCAGCAGGCUGCCCCCACAGAUCCUGUUUUACCUCCAGGUUAUGUGCAGAGUUUGAUUAGACGGGUUGUAAAUAAUGUAAAUAUUGUUAUAAAUAAUCUCAUAUUAAAAUAUGUUGAAGAUGACAUUGUUCUUUCAGUCAAUAUUACUUCUGCAGAAUGUUAUACAGUAGAUGAAUUAUGGGAUCGUGCAUUCAUGGAUAUUUCUCCAAUUUAUCUGGUGCUGAGAAAGGUUAUCAACUUUUCUGAUUGUACAGUUUGUCUUGAUAAACGAAACGCUAGUGGUAAAAUAGAAUUUUAUCAGGAUCCUUUGUUGUACAAGUGUUCCUUCAGAACUCGUCUGCAUUUUACAUAUGAUAAUCUAAAUUCCAAGAUGCCUUCUGUUAUUAAAAUUCAUACCUUAGUAGAGAGUUUGAAACUUUCUAUCACAGAUCAGCAGCUGCCAAUGUUUAUCCGAAUAAUGCAACUUGGGAUUGCUCUUUACUAUGGUGAAUUAGGUCAUUUUAAAGAAGGAGAAAUAGAAGACUCUACCUGUCACAAUAAAGAUAUGUUAGGGAACAUUACAAGUACUGAAGAUGAAACAAGAAUAGAUAUGCAAUAUCCUGCUCAAUACAAAUGCCAAGAGAUGUAUUCGCAUACUGAGGAUGAGCAGACACAGGGAUGGGUAUCAUGGGCCUGGUCAUUUGUGCCUGCAAUAGUCAGUUAUGAUGAUGGUGAGGAAGACUACCUUGGGGAUGAUCCUGCAUCAGCACCACAUCAGCACAAAGCACAGACUGUGAAGGAUCCUAUUGUUUCCAUAGGAUUUUAUUGUACAAAAGCAACUGUGACUUUCAAACUUACUGAAAUGCAAGCUGAAAGUAGUUACUAUAGCCCUCAGAAAGUUAAAUCUAAAGAAGUGCUGUGUUGGGAACAAGAAGGAACUACCAUUGAGGCCCUUAUGAUGGGAGAACCUUUCUUUGAUUGCCAGAUUGGUUUUGUAGGUUGCAGAGCCUUGUGCCUUAAAGGAAUUAUGGGGGUUAAAGAUUUUGAAGAGGCUAUGAAUAGAAAUGAAACUGAAGCCUGUUUUUUCAUUUGUGGUGAAAAUUUGAGUAUGAAAGGUUUCACAUAUCUUACAAGUUCAUUAUUUGAUUAUCGAAGCCCAGAAAAUAAUGGUAUUCGAGCAGAAUUUAUCUUGGAUGCAGUUCAUCAUAAGGAGGCAUACACCGAGAUAUCUGGAAUGCAGAGGUUUGGUGCCUUUUAUAUGGAUUACUUGUAUACAAUGGAGAACACUGGUGGCAAAGGUUCUAUAAAUCUGCAAGACUUUACUUCAGGGAAAAGUGAAGAUUUGGGAACAGUUCAGGAGAAGUCUACUAAAAGUCUUGUUAUAGGUCCUCUUGAUUUUCGAUUGGAUAGCAGUGCAGUCCACAGAAUUUUGAAAAUGAUUGCUUGUGCCAUGGAACACGAAUAUGAACCAUACAGCAGACUAAAACCAGAUGUUAGGAAUGAGAAUGAAACAAUACUGAAUUCUGAAGAUGUGACAUCUUUAGAAGAAUAUAUUCCUACUCGACAUACAAGUGUUACACUUCUCAAAAGUACUUGCACUAUUUUCAUGGCUGAAUUUAACUUGCUGGAUCAUUUGCUUCCUGUCAUUAUGGGAGAAAAGAGCUCAAGUAACUUUAUGAAUACUACAAACUUCCAAUCUCUUCGUCCAUUGCCAGCUAUUCAGAUAGUAGUGGAUAAAAUUAAUCUGGAACAUUCUGUGCCAAUGUAUGCUGAACAGUUAGUACAUAUGGUCAGCAAUCUCUCUCAGCCUUCUGACAAUUUGCUUCAUUAUUGCUAUGCACACUGCUAUCUUAAGAUAUUUGGUUUCCAAGCAGGACUGACUUCGUUGGACUGUAGAGGCUCUUACUGCUUACCUGUUUCAAUUAUUCCUUCUUUCAGCACUGCUCUCUAUGGCAAAUUUCUGAAACUACCUACGUGCUGGAACAAAAGAUCUCAGAUUCCUAUAACAGAGGGAAUAUUUGAACUUCCAAAUCUCACAAUUCAGGGUACAAGAGCACAGGCACUUCUGCUGCAAGCAAUAUAUCAGAGUUGGUGUCACGCUGGAAAUGUCAGCUCUUUAGCAGUAAAUGAAGCUUUAAUGAAUGAAGUUUUCCAAACUAUAGGUGUGAAGUCUAAGAAUCCCCUGCCAACUCUGGAGGGCUCCAUCCAGAAUGUUGAAUUGAAGUACUGCAGCACAUCAUUGGUCAAAUGUGCCUCAGGGACCGUGGGAUCAAUAAAAGUUUGUGCCAAAGCCCCAGGUGACAAUGGAAAAGAGAAACUAAUUCCAUUGCUCCAGGGUCCUUCUGACACUAAAGACCUUCAUAGCAGCAAGUGGCUCAAUGAGAGUAGAAAGCCAGAAUCUCUUCUUGCUCCAGAUUUGAUAGCAUUUACCAUCCAAGUCCCACAGUAUAUGGACUACUGCCACAAUUCUGGUGCCGUUCUUCUUUGUAGUAUACAAGGACUAGCAGUUAACAUUGACCCAAUUCUACAUACCUGGCUUCUUUAUCAGCCUCACAAACGAACCAGCAGACAUGUACAGCAGCAACCUGUCGUAGCUGUUCCUCUGGUUAUGCCAAUUGGCAGAAGAAAAGAGGAUGAGGUAUCUGUUGGAAGUGCGCCGCUGGCUAAACAGCAAUCAUAUCAGGCUUCUGAAUAUGCCAGUAGUCCCAUCAAAACAAAAACAGCAACAGAGUCCCGACCUUUGUCAGUUCCCGUGAAAACCAUACUGAAUCUAUCUGAAGGCUCUAGAAGUCCUGAAGAGAGAAUGAAAGAAUUUAUUGGAAUUGUAUGGAAUGCCGUAAAGAGACUCACGCUGCAGCUUGAAGUACAGUCUUGUUGCGUAUUCAUUCCCAAUGGUAGCCUGCCCUCGCCAAGCACAAUUGUAUCUGGUGACAUUCCUGGAACAGUCAGAAGCUGGUACCAUGCACAGACCAGCAUGCCAGGAACCCUCAUUCUCUGCUUGCCUCAACUGAAGAUUCUCAGUGCCGGCCACAAGUCCAUGGAGCCACUGCAGGAAAUUCCCUUUUCCAUCCCGCGACCUAUUCUUGAAGAAGGUGAUGCUUUCCCUUGGACUGUCAGCUUACAUCAUUUCAGUAUAUAUACCCUUUUUGGAAAACAAGUGACAUUUGGCCUAGUGGAACCUAUGGGCUGUACAUCUACACUUGCUGUCACCUCUCAGAAGCUGCAUGCUACGGGACCUGAUACCAGACACUCAUUUGUUGUCUGUCUGCAUGUGGACCUAGAAUCGGUGGAGAUGAAGUGCUCAGACCCCCAGGUUCAGCUCUUGUAUGAGCUUACGGACACCAUGCACCGGGUAUGGCAAAAGCUCCAAAAGCAAGGUGGUGGUGCAGCAACCCUGCCAGAGGCAGUGUUCGGGCCCCUGCCUGGCUCUCCUGUGAGAAGCAGUGUGGGCACAGCUCCCCCCGACACCAGCACCUGCAGCCCCUCUGCCGAAGUUGGGACCACGACUGAGGGAGAGUCUGUACAAGCUGGUGAUGAUCCCCCAUUCUCAGAUUCUAUUACCUUGGAACAAACUACGAGUAACAUUGGGGGAUCCAGUGGACGUGUUAGUUUGUGGAUGCAGUGGGUACUUCCCAAAAUCACUGUAAAGCUCUUUGCUCCUGACCCUGAAAUUCAAGGCACAGAGCUUUGUGUGGUGAGUGAACUCGAAGAUCUCAGUGCUUCCAUAGAUGUCCAGGAUGUAUAUACCAAAGUGAAAUGUAAAAUCGAAAGUUUCAAUAUCGAUCAUUAUCGAAGCAGCCUUGGGGAAGACUGUUGGUCUCUGGGGCAAUAUGGAGGUGUCUUCUUUUCCUCUACUGACAAGCUCAACAGAUGCACCUUGUUGGUUCGACCCAUCAUCAAGCAGGACCCUUUCAGUAAUUGCUCUGGCUUCUUUCCUUCUACAACUGCAAAACUUCUAGAUGGUUCCCAUCAGCAGCAUGGAUUUCUUUCUUUGACUUACACGAAAGCUGUUACAAAAAAUGUCCGCCACAAGUUAACGUCAAGGAAUGAGAGAAAAAGUUUACAUAAGUUAUCUGAAGGUUUAACAGAUGGGUCCCCUCAUUUUCUUCAUGAAAUUCUUCUUUCAGCACAAGCCUUUGAUAUUGUCCUUUGUUUUCCUUUACUAAAUGCCAUUGCAAGUAUAUUUCAAGCAAAAGUACCAAGGACCCAAAAAGAGAAAAGAAAAUCUGCUGGGCAGCCCAUGAGGACCCAUACGCUGACUUCGCGCAAUUUACCUUUGAUUUAUAUCAACACCAGUAUCAUUAGAAUUUUUGUUCCAAAAUCAGAAGAAAGACAGCCAGCGACUGAAGCUAAUCAGGCAGCAGCAGAAGACACUCUGGUCUUGAAGGUUGGCUCUGUUGCCAUGGCCCCCCAGGCUGACAACCCCCUUGGCAGAUUUGUCCUCAGGAAAGACAUUUACCAGAGAGCCUUGAAUUUAGGAAUUCUUCGAGAUCCUGGGUCAGAAAUUGAAGACAGACAAUACCAAAUAGACCUGCAGUCCAUCAACAUUGGCACAGCCGUUUGGGCCCACUUAAAGCCAGAGAAGGACAGUGGCAGUGGAGGGCCACUCUCUGAGAAUGAGAGAAACUCUCAGAACCCUGCACUUGAGUGGAAUAUGGCCAGCAGCAUACGACGGCAUCAAGAAAGAAGAGCAAUACUGACUCCCAUUUUAACAGAUUUUUCUGUUCGAAUAACUGGAGCACCUGCCAUCAUUUUUACCAAGAUCAUUUCUCCAGAAAACAUGCACACUGAGGAGAUUUUAGUGUGUGGCCAUUCCUUGGAAGUGAACAUAACCACUAACCUGGACUUCUUCCUCAGCGUGGCUCAAGUUCAGCUCUUGCAUCAGUUAAUAGCAGCAAAUCUUAAUGGACUGGAGCCAGCACACAAGACCACAGAGAGCUCCAAGCAAGAACACAGCAGAGCAGACACAUUUAGCAGUAGCACAGCCGAGACAUGCUCCAGGGACAGUGGCACACGGGACAGUGGGUUCGGCAGCGACAGUGUGAAGAUCCGGAUUGUGCAGAUUGAGCAGGACAGUGGCACCAGCCAGCACCGCCUGGCCCGCCCGUCACGCCAUUCAUCCAUCGUAAAAAACCUGAACUUCAUUCCCUUCGACAUUUUCAUCACAGCCAGCCGCAUCUCCCUCAUGACCUAUGCCUGUGUGCCCUUUCCUCCCAUCGUAUCACAGGCACCAGUGACAGAUGAUGGAAAAGCAGGCAAGAGUUCCCUCAAUCUCCUGGAGGCCGAGGCCCAGAGUGCCAAGCCCAGCCCGGCAUGUAUUUCUAUGGUAACAGCUGAAGACCUCUUGAGCAGCAGCUUCACUUUCCCACCAGGGAGGAAACUUGGGCUUAUCUCUCUAGAGAGCCUCCAUGCCACCAGCCGCUCUUCAGCCCGCCAGGCUCUGGGCAUAACUGUGGUCCGGCAGCCAGGACGCAGGGGUGUGGCUGGCCUGCAGCUCCAGCCUUUUCUCUAUGCCAUCCUGUCCCAGCCUUCCCUGCUACUGAGCUGUCAUCAUCGGAAGCAGAGGGUAGAAAUCUCCAUUUUCGACGCCGUGCUCAAAGGGGUCACCCCAGAUUACGUCUGUACAGAUCCUGGGAAGACUCUGCCAGAAGCCCUUGACUACUCCACAGUUUGGCUGCAGACAGUGCCUGGAGAAAUAGACAGCAAAAGUGGAAUUCCACCUUCUCUUAUAACGCUGCAAAUCAAAGACUUUCUUAAUGGACCAGCAGACAUCAACCUGGACCUGUCGAAGCCCUUCAAGGCCAACCUGAGUUUCACCAAACUGGACCAGAUCAGCAACUUUUUACAGAAGGUCACCAGUGCCCAUGGCAAGGAGCCAACCAGCCCAGCUGAGGCCACUUUGAGCAGAGAUGAGUCAUGUGUCCCCAGAGGCCAUCAGAGAAAGCCACUGAAAUUUGAUGGCCAGCCAGAGACCCCCUUUCAAGAAAGCCUGUGGAGAGCUGUGUCCUGCUUCCAAAGGAUUUCGGUCCACACCAGGCAGAUAGUGGUUUCCAUGGAGCCUGUCCCACACCCCCAGAAGCCUUGUCUGUUGGCAUCCUUAUCUGCCCUCACCGGGAGCCUGCACAUGAGAGCCUCAGCCAGAGCCCCUGGUGUAAUUCUUGGGUCAUCAUUUCUUCUCAGCAUAAAUGAUUUGCUCCUUAAAACAAGUCUUAAAGAAAGGAGUCGCAUUCUGCUGGGACCAUGUUGUGUCACUAUGGAUCUGGAUGCUAAAUGGUGCAAACACAGCGGCAGUCCAGGCUCGGAGCAGUCCACACCAAAAGUAUCCAUUGAUUUAAAAGGAGGCCUGCUGCAGGUUUUCUGGGGCCAAGAACAUUUGAAUUGUUUAGUUCUUCUGCAUGAACUGCUCAAUGGAUACCUUCAGAAACAGGGGAAUUUGAAAGUGCAUACUUCAGAGGCAGAAUCCCAAAUGCCAGCUCCCAUGGAGAAGAGGCCGCCAUUUAAAAGUGAACACAGUACAGAUGACCUGCGGACAGGACUGUUUCAGUACGUACAGGAUGCUGACCCCGUGAGACUGCCUGGUGUCUAUGAAGUGGUCUUUGCCAAUGAGACGGAAGAGAGCCCAGGCAUGAUGCUGUGGCGGUACCCCGAGCCCAGAGUGCUCACCCUGGUACGAAUCACGCCCGUACCCUUCAACACCACGGAGGAUCCGGAUAUCAGCACAGCUGACCUGGGAGAUGUGCUCCAGGUUCCUUGUAGUUUGGAAUACUGGGAUGAACUCCAGAAGGUUUUUGUGGCAUUUCAAGAAUUUAGUCUGUCCGAGAGCAAAGUUUGUGAACUGCAGUUGCCAGAUAUCAACCUUGUAGGUGACCAGAAGCAGCUGGUGUCCUCGGAUCUGUGGAGAAUCGUGUUGAACAGCAACCAGAGUGGAGCUGAUGACCAAAGCUCUGCUAGUGAAUCUGGCUCUCAGAGCACUUGCGACCAACUAAUAACACCCACAGCCUUGGCUGCCUGCACUAGGGUUGACUCCUGCUUCACGCCAUGGUUUGUCCCCUCUCUCUGUGUCGCCUUGCAGUUUGCUUACCUUGAGCUCCAUCUUUGUCAUCACCUCGACCAACUAGGCACAGCUCGACCACAAUACCUGCAGCCUUUUAUUUCCGAUAAGAACCUGCCAUCCGAACUCGAAUACCUGAUAGUUUCCCUCAAAGACCCUCACGGGAACUUUCAGCAGUGGAAUCACAGCCGUGUCUGCCAGAAGCUUCGGUUCUCAGCCCAAAUGGACUGUAAACUUCUUGAGUAUCGGAACGUGACCAUGCAGAGCGUGAUCCUGCCCUUCGGCGUCUCAGGCCAGGUGGCCUGGUCUGGCAACGUGGGAGAAGAGGUGCUGGACACGACGGUCACCGUUGACUCCCUGUUCCUAAAUAUUGGGCAGCAUGCGGUCCAUUCCCUCAACACGGCCAUCCAAGCUUGGCAGCAAAACAAGUGCCCUGAGGUCGAGGAGUUGGUCUUCAGCCAUUUUGUGAUCUGUAAUGACACUCAGGAGACACUGCGGUUUGGCCAGGUGGACACAGACGAGAAUAUUCUGCUGGCCAGUCUACACAGUCAUCAAUACAGCUGGCGCUCACACAGAUCUGCACAGCUGCUGCACAUCUGUAUCGAAGGUUGGGGCAAUUGGCGCUGGUCGGAGCCCUUCAGCAUGGACCAGGCUGGGACUUUCAUCCGAACCAUUCAGUACAAGGGCCGAACCGCCUCACUCAUCAUCAAGGUGCGGCAGCUCAGCGGGGUACAAAAGCAGAUCAUCAUCUGUGGGAGACAGGCGAUCUGCAGCUACUUGUCUCAGAGCAUUGAACUGAAAGUGGUCCAGCAUUAUAUUGGGCAAGAUGGGCAGGCCGUGGUUCGGGAACACUUUGACUGCCUCGCAGCCAAGCAGAAGCUGCCGUCCUAUAUCUUGGAAAACAGUGAACUCACAGAGCUGUGUGUAAGGGCCAGAGGGGAUGAGGACUGGUCACGGGACGUGCGUCUGGAGCCCAAGACCCCCGAGGACAGCAGCAUUGUCAUUCAGGUGCCAUCCUCAGACAGCUGUAUGAUUUAUGUCUGGUGCACAGUUUUGACUGUGGAGCCCAACUCGCCAGCAGAACAGCGCAUGAUUGCAUUCAGCCCUCUUUUUAUCAUGAGGAGUCAUCUGCCAGACCCCAUUAUCAUCCAUUUGGAGAAAAGGAGUCUGGGAUUGAGUGAAACACAAAUCAUUCCAGGAAAAGGGCAGGAGAAAGCACUGCAGAACAUCGAACCUGACCUUACCCACCACCUGACUUUUCAAGCAAGGGAAGAGGAGGGUGCUUCAGAUUGUGCCAUCCCCGUCUCAACUGCCCUUGUGAAGCAGAUUGCCACCAAGAUGCACCCUGUGGGCCCCGUUCCCCAUCAGAUCCUCGAUGAGUUCUAUGGCAUAGAAAAGACUCAUGGGCCCAGCUGGCCAUACCAUGCAAAGGAUGCAGACAGGACUGAGCACCUGAGUCAGUGGGACAGCCCAAUGCACGUGAAGCUAUCAGUCUGGAAGCCAUACAUCAAGACCUUGUUGAUUGAACUCCUGCCCUGGGCCCUGCUCAUCAAUCAGUCCAAGUGGGACCUCUGGCUGUUUGAAGGGGAGAAGAUUGUUCUGCAGGUUCCUGCGGGCAAAAUUAUCAUCCCUCCAAAUUUUCAGGAAGCUUUUCAAAUUGGCAUCUACUGGGCAAAUACCAACACUGUGCACAAGUCAGUUGCAAUUAAAGUGGUCCACGACCUGACAUCGCCCAAGUGGAAGGAUGGUGGAAAUGGGGAGGUGGCGAUGCUGGACGAGGAGGGCUGUGUGGAUGCCGAGAUCCGACUCGGGGCAUUCCCAGGACAUCAGAAGCUGUGUCAGUUCUGCAUCUCCUCCAUGGUGCAGCAGGGCAUCCAGAUCCUCCAGAUCGAGGACAAGACCACAGUCAUCAAUAACACACCCUACCAGCUCUUCUACAAGCCACAGCUCACUGUACCCAGGGCCCAGACUGGGCAGGAGUUCUUCCACAUCCCUGACAGCACCACUUUUAGCCUUGGUCCCCGGGGACAGCAACAGUCAGGGGUCUGCAGCUCUGUUCCAUGCUGGGACCUCCUGCCCAAUGCCAGCCCAACCACCUGGGACACAGAGCCACUACAGAAGCAAAUCCUGCUGACUUUUUCACCCGGUGCCCCUGCUGAUGGGACUGCGUGCUGGAGCCUGCCCGCCCCGGUCCGACAAGAGUUUCCCAGGCAGAGUGUGGCUGUGCCCUUGGCAAGCUUUGGGGAAAAUGGACUUUGUACCCGAGCCAUAGCUCUGACCUAUCAAGAACACCUUGGAGUGACCUAUUUAACUUUCUCAGAAGACCCUAGUCCACGGAUCAUUCUCCACAACAGAUGUCCAGUGACAAUACUGGUGAAGGAAAACAUCAAAGAGGCACCAAAAUUUGAGGUUUAUUGCAGAAGAGUUCCUUCCGAGUGUGCAGUACAUCAUGAACUGUAUCACCAGCUUUCCAGUUACCCUGAUUGCAAGACCAAAGACGUUCUGCCCAGCCUCUCUCUGAGGGUGGAGUUGCUGGAUGGAGCCAGUAUGGAGUGGAGCGAUCCUGUGGACACCAAUAGUCAAGGCACUCAGGUGGUGUUUCUGACGGGCUUUGGCUAUGUCUACGUGGACAUUGGCCAUCAAUGUGGCACCCUGUGCAUCACAGUGGCCCCAGAAGAGAAGGCAGGACCUGCUAUGACUGGUACCCCCAGGAACCUGAACAGGCUUUUGACCUUGACAGUGUCUGUCACCCAGUUGAGCCUGAUCAUGCUGGAUGACCUGACACACCACAGAGCUUCUUCGGAACUGCUUAGACUCACCCUGGACGGCAUUUUGCUGCAGGUGGCCCCAUUGGCCAACCUGCUCCCUGGGGACGAGGAUCUGGGGGCACUUCCAGAGCUUUACCAGCUGGAGGCCUGCUGUGGAGACCUACAGCUUGACAACCAGCUCUUCAGCAAGUCCAACUUCCACUUUGCUGUGCUGGUGUGCCAGGGUGAGAAGACUGAGCCAAUGCCCUUUCUGCGAGCGCUUGGGCCACUGGCAUCCACCCAGGAGCUGGAGGGCUUCCGGGAAAACUGCUUCGUCCGCCUCGGCCUCACCCUGGCUGCAAGCAUGCGCUCGCCCCUGGACAUCCACGAGUUCCACUUUGAGCUGAAGCCCGGCCGUCUCUACGUGGAAGACACGUUCAUCUACUACAUCAAGACCCUGUUUGAGUCCUACUUGCCGGCCACUUACACUCCAGCACUCAUCACCGAAGGCCAGGAGGCACUGCCCCUGCAGGUCCGGCAGCAUGCCAGUGCAUUGGUGCACCCUGUGAGGCUCCGGAAGCUGGUGAUCCAGCCUGUGAGCCUGCUGGUCAGCAUCCAUGCCUCCCUCAAACUGUACAUUGCCUCCGACCACACCCCACUGUCCUUCUCGGUGUUUGAGCGAGGCCCCGUCUUCACCACAGCCCGCCAGCUUGUCCAUGCCCUGGCUAUGCACUAUGCUGCCGGGGCGCUCUUCCGAGCAGGCUGGGUGGUGGGGUCGCUGGAGAUCCUGGGCAGCCCGGUGAGCCUGGUGCGCAGCAUCGGCACCGGCGUGGCCGACUUCUUCCGCCUGCCCUACGAGGGGCUGACGCGGGGCCCCGGCGCCUUCGUCAGCGGAGUGUCCAGGGGCACCUCGUCCUUCGUCAAGCACAUCUCCAAAGGAACCCUCACCUCCAUCACCAACUUGGCCACCAGCCUGGCCCGCAACAUGGACCGGCUGUCCCUGGACGAGGAGCACUCCAGCCGGCAGGAGGAGUGGCGGCGGAGGCUCCCCGAGAGUCUGGGCGAGGGACUCCGAGAGGGCCUGUCACGUCUGGGCAUCAGCCUCCUCGGUGCCAUCGCAGGCAUCGUAGAUCAGCCGAUGCAGAACUUCCAGAGGACAUCAGAGGCCUCUAUGGGACACAAAGCCAAGGGCGUCAUCUCAGGAGUGGGGAAGGGGAUCAUGGGGGUGCUGACCAAGCCUAUUGGGGGUGCUGCAGAGCUCGUGUCACAGACUGGCUAUGGCAUCUUACAUGGGGCUGGGCUCUCCCAGCUCCCCAAACAGCGUCAUGAGCCCCGCACUCUCCUCGCUGACCAGGCACCCAACAGCCACGUCAAAUAUAUCUGGAAGAUGCUGCAGUCUCUGGGCAGACCAGAAGUGCACAUGGCCCUGGACGUGAUGCUGGUGAGAGGUUCAGGCCAGGAGCAUGAGGGCUGCCUGCUGCUGACGUCCGAGGUUCUGUUCGUGGUGAGCGUCAGUGAGGAUGCGCAGCAACAGGCCUUCCCGGUCACCGAGAUUGACUGUGCCUGCCACAGCAGCCAGAGCAACCUACUUGUAGUGUGCCUGCAGCAGCCCCGAGUGGCCUGUGACACGGAGGUGGACGGCACCCGAGAGCGGCUCUCAGAGCAGCAGUACAACAGACUCGUGGACUACAUCACCAAGACAUCCUGCCACCUGGCCCCCAGCUGCUCACCUGCACCCUGCCCCGUGGUGCCUGUGGAGCCGCCCCUCUGCCCCGUGAAGACCUACCACUACUUGGUUGAUGCUCAUUUUGCUCAAGUCUUCAUCAGUAAGUUUAUCAUGGUGAAGAAUAAAGCUCUGAGGAAGGGCUUCCCUUGAGACUGCUGAUUCCAGCGUGGAAUGUACUUUUGGGAAAUAAAUUAACUGGCAUCCUAACAGCUGGCCAGGAUGCAA
Messenger RNA from Suncus etruscus (white-toothed pygmy shrew), 12102 nucleotides. It is a transcript of the gene VPS13B, whose product is annotated as vacuolar protein sorting 13 homolog B. The record is from RefSeq and is a predicted model, not a curated record. The transcript has 61 exons. The coding region runs from base 1 to 12027 and encodes 4008 amino acids. NCBI's taxonomy places the organism in Eukaryota, Metazoa, Chordata, Mammalia, Eulipotyphla, Soricidae.